AUGAUCAGUGCUGUAAACACACUUAACAGAUGGCCAGGAUUACAAAGUUUGCUCGAACCGACCAAUGAAAAUUCAUACUUUCAACCGAUAAAAACGGAAAUAACUCAUUCAUCAAAUACUGAAUCUCUGAAACAUUUUAAUGAUCAACAAUUGAGUAUCAUUCAUACAGCUUCACAUAUGUUCAAUAGUGAAGAAGGACGUUUGCACAUGAUCUUCGGACCUCCAGGAACUGGAAAAAGUCGUACGAUUGCUGGUAUUGUUCUACAUUUACUAGAUCAAUUAUUUGUUGGAAACAAGUUAUUGAUUUGUGCUCCAUCCAAUAAUGCAUGCAAUGAACUUACUCGCCGUAUUCUCGAUGAAUUUAGUCAUCAGAAGAUACCGUAUACAGAUGGUAUCUUAGUUCGAGUUGGUGGACAACCACCAGAAGACGAAAAUUUAUGCGAACAUUUCCACGAAUUCAUGAUUCAUAAGACUGUAUUUCAAAUGCUUACUAACGAACCACAACGUAAGACUUUCAAUACAAGCAAGAUUGCAAAAGAUAUUCUCGAAAACGCCAAGAUAAUUGUGUCAACACUAAAUAAUUGUGCGAGUUCACGAUUAGGUUUUCUUAAAAACAAAGUUGAUUUCAUUAUUAUCGAUGAAGGUUAG
Messenger RNA from Rotaria sp. Silwood1, 648 nucleotides. The record is from the annotation of a GenBank genome assembly. Lineage: Eukaryota; Metazoa; Rotifera; Eurotatoria; Philodinida; Philodinidae.